Molecule: messenger RNA, 4374 nt
Organism: Acinonyx jubatus (cheetah)
Lineage: Eukaryota; Metazoa; Chordata; Mammalia; Carnivora; Felidae
Product: peptidyl-prolyl cis-trans isomerase A-like
Exons: 1
Coding region: 2595-3188 (197 amino acids)
Biological process (GO): protein peptidyl-prolyl isomerization
Molecular function (GO): peptidyl-prolyl cis-trans isomerase activity
Source: RefSeq, a predicted model, not a curated record
UGUGGGUGGGAGAGGCCACCGUGGUGUAGACACUCCUCCGCCCACCGCAGCCUCUAGAAAUCAGCAGUGGAAACGUUCCAUGGUAUGGUAGUGUUGCGGUUGGAGCUGCAGUCCGAGCUUUGGAUUUAAUCACCUUACAUCAGUUCUAUGUAUUAUUCAAAUGUAGGGAGAGGAGAGAAAUUUCUAGUGAACGAAACCUUGUGAAAGCCUUCUGGCUCUGCUACCUCCCCCCUGCAUUUAACCCAGCCGCCUGCGACGUCCUUUACAAGGUGAUGCGCGUCUUUUGCUUUCCGUGUUAGCCUUUAAGCAUUCUCAUCGUCUAAGUCACGGUUUCUCCACCGUGACCCUCGGACAUUUGGGGCCGGGUCAUUCGUUGUUUUCCCUCGGCAUUUGCUCCACACCCGAGAGCCUUCAGCAGGAACACCUGAAGCCCUGCUCCUGAGGGCUCUUUUUGGUUUUUCUUCUGAUGAGGGGCAGUGCUAGGGAGUUAACGCCUAUGAAAGGAGCCCUGGGCAAGUGUUGGAUGGGGAGGCGCCGGAGAGCUGGGACAAAUGUGCGGCGUGGUCCACACUGCCUCCCAGCACUCUCUGAUGGGAUUGGGCCCCAGUGGCCACAGAAGUGACUUGUUUGAUAACGCACCUCUACCGAUAUCUGCCCCUUCGCUGACUCCCCUCCCAAAUAAACUGUAUACAUUCACAUCCUUGUCUCAGGGUCCACUCGUAGGGGAACGCGAGCUGAGACUCCGUGUUCCAAACAUUGCAAUUCGGGAUGUCUGGAGAAACCUUGAGCCAAUUCUCUAAGAUUUGUCCAUGAAACGCCAUUGAUCAGUGUUGUCACCAAGUGCUCUAAGGCCUACAUCCUGGGUGGGCCAGGCCACGCUGGGGAUGGGUGCGCGCUGCUGUGUGUCUGUGCCGAUGUGGACAUUGUUAUUUCUCGUGGGUUUGUUCUGAGUAAAGCUCUUGGAAAUUGUGUUUUCCCACAAGUUCCACAAAUGUUUCCACAUUUUAGAAAUUGUUUGAGCAUGCUCUAAGCUGUGACUUUGAAAGUCAAACAGUUUUGGCUGGUGAUAUUAUUUUUAAAGAAACAAAACAGUCUUGUUUUGUUUUUAAUUCUGGCUUUUGUUAUGCUUUGCAAUCCUUUUCUGCUCUGAGGGCCUUUACUUCCUUUGUUUAGUGCGUGGCUUUGCAGAAGGCUCAUGGAAGUAUUUGGUAGACAUUUUUAUACAGAUGUGAUUACAGUGAAUUUUCCUGGUAAUACUUUACAUUCUAAAGCCCUUAUAACAUAGAAUGUUUCAUUUAAUCCUCACCCAAAUCUGGGAUGAUAGGAUUAGCAUCACGCUUUAAUGAAAGAGAAAGCCAAGUUCCAGAAAGUUUAAGUGAGUUUCUGUUUAGCACUUUUAACUAGUCACGAAUUAACGUAAAACUUUCAUCAAUGUGAUCAGUGGUUCUUCAAAGACCGCAAAGAAGGACCACAUGCUCUCCAAGGGGUGUAGAGCUGUAGGAUGUGGGGAAACAUGGGGAGGAGAGGACACAGCCCUCAGCAGCAGCUAGCAUGCGGAGAAAAUGAACACGAGUGAGUCAGAGACUAUAGCAGCAUGUCCCUAGGUGCUUUUCUGACCUUCCAGGAAAUCUUCACUAUUGCCAUCAGUCUCCAGCGACCUCUCAGCACCAUGAAAGUUGUGGUCCAUCUUUCCUGCGGCAGCAGCUAGGAGAGCAUGGCACCCCUGUGUCGGUUCACACAAUCUAGUGCAAGUCUUUAUCUUGCUUGUGCUAAGGUUGUGCCUGGCAAGAAGAGGAAGUACACGACUGUUUCAUAUGUCGACGUUGGAUUUUGAGUCGAGGUCCAAAGCAAAUUGGUUCUGUUCCUGCCAAGGACUGGAAUCUUACCUCUGGUACCCAGCCCGGCCUCAGAGUCCCCACUGACAGUUGCCAUCCCUGAGACUGAGCUCAGUCUGGUUUCUUAAGCCUUUGCCUGUUGCCCAGUGUCGGUACCGGGGUUGCUCCUAUGGGAACCCAACCCGAUUACCUCCUCUGGGCCCUUCUACCAACAAUGAACCUGAGUCAUGACUAAGGCAUUCUGCACUAACCAGGAUUUAUUUGGAAAACAGAAAACCUUUAGCUAUUUCAAGAAGAAAGUGAUUUGAUACAAGAGUUGGAGGCUUACUAAGGAACUGGAGAGGCCGGCAGCCACCUUUAUCGAAAUGGGGCGGAUAGUAACAUAAAGAAAGAACCACCGGUGAUCUCAGCUACCUGCCGUAGCCAGAAGCACCUGGCGACACCUCCCAUUGCUCAUCUGCCAAAGCCCACACACCUGCCUGUCGCCACCACGCUGGGCAUUGGCUUCUCUCCUGCCCCAUGAGUGUGUCCUGUUUGUGUGGCCUCACUCUCAACCUCGAUGACACAAAGCCUGGAGAAGGUAGCUCACACACUUCUAGCCUCAGAGAUACUGGGAACAGCGUAAAAGAAAGAACAUAGUGCUGAGUAGCUUACUGAUAGUACAGGCUAUAUCCUGUCUCUAGAAAUUUUCUGAAGCUGGGUAUUGAGCCUUUAAGUAGGACACUUAAAGAGGACAGUGUUACUCCUCCAAAGUCAAAGAUGCUAAGAAAAACAUUUCUUAUCUGGAGCUCUGUAACGGUGGCCUUGCAGAUGCCACUGCCCCGGAAGCUCUGGUGCUGUCCAGCCACCGUCGACCCCACCGUGUUCUUCAACGUCACCGUGGAUGGCAAGCCCUUGGGCCAUGUCUCCUUUGAGCCGGUUGCAGACAAAGUUCCAAAGACAGCAGAAAACUUUCGUGCUCGGAGCACUGGGGAGAAAGGAUUUGGUGAUAAAGGUUCCUGCUUUCGCAGGAUUAUUUGGGAAUUUCUGUGCCAGGACUGUGCCUGCACAUGCCAUAAUGGCACUGGUGGCCAGUCCAUCUAUGGGGAGAAAUCUGACGAUGAGAAUUUCAUCCUGAAGCACACGGGUCCUGGCAUCUUGUCCAUGGCACACGCUGGACCCAACACAAAUGCUUCCCAGGUUUUCAUCCCCACUGCCAAGACUGAGUGGUUGGAUGGCAAGCAUGUGGCCUCUGGCAAGGUGAAAGAGGGAAGGAAUAUUGCAGAAGCCAUGGAGGGCUUUGGCUCCAGGAAUGCCAAGGCCAACAGGAAGACCACUAUUGCUGACCAACACUUGACUUGUGUUUUAUCUUAACUACCAGACUAUUGCUUGUGUAGCUCAUGAAGGCACCCGUUCACCCCCAUCUGCUGGAAAUAUCCUAUAAUCUCUGUGCUCUCGCUGCAGUUCUGUGGGUUCCAUAUUUUCCUAAUACUCCCCUCCAGGUCUAGCUGGAUUGUGGAGUUAUGUUUAUGAUAAUGAAAGAAAAACUAAACAGCAACAAUAACACCAACCAAAGAUUCUGUAAUGGUUCUAAUAGUGGAUGUGAAUCACUUGUAUCAAGUGAUUUGAUACAAGAGUUGGAGGCUUACUGACUAGUCCAAGCAGAACUACCAGGAAAAUUGGGCAACUCUCUGUACCCACACCCUUACUCUGCGCGGUAUAGUUGUACCCUGAGAUUUCCUUAUUUCCUGGUAAAAUAUGUACCACACUUUAGUCAGCUGACUCAGUGUCUGUUCUACUCCUGUAUGCCAAGGUCACAGUCUUGGAUACGUUUUGGGCUAAGUCUGCUCCUCCAGAGACGAGUCUUGGAAAAAGUCCCCAGGAGGCAGUGGGGACUGGCCAGUGGGUCAUCCCUGAAUACCUGCUCCAUCACAUAGUCGUCCAGGGCAUGGGACUUGGCUGAGUGCUAACACCACUGUGGCUGUUGCUUUUAGUGGCAUAUUAUACUUGUCAUCUGAUUCACAACAUUUGCUUCCAGAAGCUGUGCUUUUGGCCUGGGUGCAAGACUAAAAGGCUGAAGCAACCAUGAAAUUGACCUAAUGCUGUUUAAAAAUGUUACUGCUUCUUACGAGUCAUGAAGUCUGAUUUACUCCUCAUAGAAUGCUAAUAAUCAGGUUUCUUUUCAUCGCAAAGUGAAAUAGUCUUUGUAUAUUCAUGAUUAGGUAUUGGGAAGGAAAUUUUACUCUGUUUAGUAGAUUAAUUAAUAGUAAAUAUGAAGCCAUGAUGUAUUGUUUUUCCCUCAAGAACAUUUCAUAAAAACCAGAACUCAGUAAAGCCAGUUGUUCUUUUGGAUAAGCCAAAUAAAAGGUGUUCUACCUAAGCACCUAGGGACUCUUGAUUUAAUCUAACUGAAAUAUUAACUUCAAUUUUUUUAAGACUUCAAUAACUGAUAGUUCUAAUUUAUUUCUUCUGAGAAAUUUGUGUUGGAAUUCUAAUCGAUAUUAUUCUAAAGAUUAAAAACAUUCUGGCUGGAAAGUAGAGAUAUAUCUACUAUUAAAAU